UGUCCUUAGGAUGUUCCUGGUAUUAUCUGGAAGCAUUUUCCAAGAGGUACCAGCUGAGUACCCCUCUACUUUCCCUUGCAUGCCAGCCUGCCUAGCAUCAGCAUGUUUGGUGAGGGAAAGCUUUGCAUAAAUAAGGGCAUAGGUAUGGCCUUUAUUUGCAUUAAAAUGGCAUAGGUAUGAUGUCUACUCACUCAGAUAAUCAAAGUGUCAAAUAGUAGGAUGGGUGCAUCAGCUCUCUGUUUCAGGGUGUGCUACACCGUUUGUCAGAUGGGAUGUUUUAGAUAAGGUGAGAGCAGGUCAGGACUCCUGCUUCAGCAGGGCAAUGAUUAGGAGCAGAAGCUAGUGGAGGUUCCUAGCUCUGAACAUGCAUUUUACUUCAUGAUCCUGUGUAUCACUACAAAGCCCCGUUGAAUUCUGUAGAGCUCUGUACUGGGGGAUGUUACUGGAACUCUGUUAAUCCUGUGGAGUAUUUCCAUUAUCAUGUUUUUGCCAAAAAAUGCACUAACUGAUGAAUAACUCUUCCAAAUCAUCCAAGUUCACAAUAGCUCUGCGAACCUCUGGACACUUACUUGUGGGGGUGGUGAGGAUUUACCACAGGAAAACAAAGUACCUGCUGUCGGACUGCACUGAAGCGCUCACAAAGAUUAAGACAACCUUUCGCCCAGGGCUUAUUGACCUUCCAGAACAUGGCACUGAGGCUGCUUUUCAGUCCAUUACAUUGCCUGAGGAAUUCCAUGAUUUCGAAGGACCACUGCCUGAUGUAAGUGCCAUUGAUGUUGCUGAAUACUUUGCCUUGAACCAGAGCAGAGUGGAAGACAUCACACUUAAAGAGGACUAUGACAGCAAAAUACUUCUCUGUGAUCGAAACUUUGUUGAGCCCAGCUGUGCAGACACCACUGCUGACAAGGCCAGUCCUCUGAUGGAUGAAGUAAUGCCUUUAUUGAAAGAAGAAGGAUUUGUUCUCGAGCCAGUUGAUGACCCAGCUGUCACCCAGGGGAAAAAAGGGAAAAGAAAGAGGAAGUUGCUUGUGGAUGUAGACAAGGAACUCAACUACACCACCAUCUACAACCAGCUGAACAACUACACAGACCUCCUGACUACCUUAGACCUUGCCCCCCCAACAAAAAAAACAAUGAUGUGGAAGAAAUCAGGAGGUGUGAAAAACCUCCUGUGCCAGGCCACACUGCCUGUGGUUCAUGCUGAGCUCCAAAUGUUGUUUGCAAGAUGCUUCAAGAGUCGGGACUUUAAGAUGAGCAGAGAUGGAAGACAGGGGGAGCCUGCAGUGGAGGAAAGGAGGGAAGAGCAAGACAUCAGAGCUGCAGGAGGGAAGGGCCUUCUGUGAGAGCUCCCCCUCAGUGAGCAACCCAGCGGGCCCAGCCACUGAGGCUCAGCAAGCCAACUUGCACGAGCUGAAGAGGAGUGAGGAAAGCAGUGAAGAAGUCAAGUGGAACAAAAGGAUUCAUCAGUUACUACGAACUUUGCAG
This is a messenger RNA of Colius striatus (speckled mousebird), 1484 nucleotides long. RefSeq names its product RAD21 cohesin complex component like 1 (gene RAD21L1). The record is from RefSeq and is a predicted model, not a curated record. Bases 509 to 1342 code for a protein of 277 amino acids. Gene Ontology annotation, molecular function: protein binding; chromatin binding. The transcript is spliced from 8 exons. Gene Ontology annotation, biological process: replication-born double-strand break repair via sister chromatid exchange; mitotic sister chromatid cohesion; synaptonemal complex assembly. Lineage: Eukaryota; Metazoa; Chordata; Aves; Coliiformes; Coliidae. Gene Ontology annotation, cellular component: synaptonemal complex; cohesin complex.